CAAAAAUCAGAAACUUUAAUGGCAUUGAAACAGCUUAAUUUCCCUUCUUGUGAUGCUUUUCUCAUUAGGAGUGGAUGCAACAGUUUUUACUUUACAAAAUAGAUGUAGGGACAUAGUGUGGCCUGGCAUCCUAACAGGAGCAGGAAGACCUCAACUCGUAGAUGAUGGGAUGAUGGGAUUGAGUUAAAACCUGGCAAAGCAAUAAACAUCACUGCACCAAAAGGAUGGUCCGGCACGGAUGCAUCUUUGAUAGCUCUGGCAGUGGAACAUGCAUCACAGGAGACUGUGGAGGCAAGCUUAAGUGUGAUGGAGUUGGUGGUGCGCCACCCGCUUCACUAGCAGAGUUUACACUAGACAGCCAGGAAGGGGAUUUUUAUGAUGUUAGCCUUGUUGAUGGUUACAACUUGCCAGUGUCAAUCUUCCCUACUGGAGGAUCCAGGCAGUGUAAGGCGGUUACAUGCCGGUCGGAUUUGAACAGAAACUGCCCCAGCAGAUUGGAGGUGAGAAACCAAAGUCACAUUGUUGGUUGUAAGAGUGCAUGUAUGGCUUUCAACAAGCCGGAAUAUUGUUGCACAGGCUACUUCAAUAGCCCGAAGAAGUGCCAGCCAACAAGCUAUUCAAAGGUGUUCAAGGCUUCUUGUCCUCAGGCUUAUAGCUAUGCCUAUGAUGAUGCAACAAGCACUUUCACUUGCCAAGGAGCAAACUACUUAAUUAGGUUUUGUUAGAGAGGAUAGGCAGGAAUAGACAUUAUGUGUGUGUUUCUGUUCUUGCUUCCUCUAGUUUAGAUUUUCUCCAGAAAUGUCAUGUACUCAUGUCAAAUAUACACGAGUUUAUUAUGAGAAAUAUCCUAACCAUUGGAUAUUUAACAAAUGGUUGAGAUUAAAAUUAUGUAUGAUAAGUUUAUCAAUGAAAA
Glycine soja is the source of this 913-nucleotide messenger RNA. RefSeq names its product thaumatin-like protein. Gene Ontology annotation, biological process: defense response. Gene Ontology annotation, cellular component: extracellular region. Lineage: Eukaryota; Viridiplantae; Streptophyta; Magnoliopsida; Fabales; Fabaceae. The transcript has 2 exons. The record is from RefSeq and is a predicted model, not a curated record. The coding region runs from base 225 to 725 and encodes 166 amino acids.